AUGCCACGUCUGAGUCAAGCUCAAGUUGAGGCCGCCGAGCGUGAGCUCUUUACAUAUCAAGAGACUCACUUUCACUUUGAGGUAUCAGCACGUGUCGAUAUCUCUCGCCUGUUUUUUGAUAAAAGCUUCAGGCGACAAAUGGAUGAUCGCCGUAAUGUGAUUCGGCUCGAGAAAGUUAUGGAAAUUCAAGGUUGCCAGCGCUUCAUGAAGGAGUGCCACGUGCCAGUUCUAGUUCCCGCAGCAGAUUGGGGAAAUCGUGUAAGGCCACGACAAAGGGACGGCGUUUUUACUUGGCUAGACGUGGACAUCGACUACAAGCUUCGUGCACAAGAUCACGAAAACCUUAUCACGGCCGCUCGCAAUAAACUUGGACCUUCGCAAAAUCAAUGGUGGAUCGUCGAUGUUUAUGUGACAGACCAGCAAGAAGUUACCGAUGAAACGAGCGAACAACUCCAAGACAAAUUCAUUAGGUCGCUCCAAGAACGUUUCCCAAAUGACCACACACCCGCAGACGGACUGAUUUAUCAACGCAUUCGGUAUUACGGACAAUUCAUUGACGAUCUUCCAAGUCAAACAUCUGGAGAUCACCUGUGGGCUGUGAUAGCCUCGAAUCACUGGUGGGCUAUAUUGGAAAAGGCGGCCGGGAGCAAAAAGGGGAAGUACUUACGGGCAUUUCUGAAACAUCCAAGCUUGCCACAAGCCUUCGAUGAGUUAUUGCCGAUACCGGGAAUCUGGGAGGGCAUGCGAAUUGGACUACUCCACAAACUUAAGUGGAUGCGAUGUGACGAGGUAAGUGCCGCUUCCUCUAGGCGCACGUUCUCUAAAGUGAAACAAACGUUACAGCCUGUUCUGAACUACUUACGUCAUAUUGGCACGACUUUCUCGUACUUGGUGGGAGGGACUGACUUUCUGCCUCUGGUGGAUGGAGUGACUGUAAAUUUACUCCAGUCCCGUGCACCAAAGGUAUCACGAAAAGAUCUGGCUUUUCUUAAGAAGCAAAUGGAGGAGGGCAAAAUUUUCAAGGAUAUUGAGGAUGAGGCGCAACGCCGUGAAGUUUGGGAGCGAUUGCAAGGGAUCGGUUAUCCUAUCCCGACUUUGAAGACAUUUUUCAAAGAUAGACUUUAUCUCGAAGUUGGCCGAUCUGUGAUGCAGCAACUUUUCAUUCCCGAUCCUCAGCGAAAGAUCACCAUUGACGAGAGCGUUGGCGAGCAAUGGGGCACGGCUGUUCCCAUGCCGGUCCCAUAUAGACAACAAAUGAUCCGUUCGGAUCUUUAUGAACUCUGGCGUUUCAGUUUUCAGUACGGGUUCGAAAUGACUAAUCAUCAACGUUGCGUGAACCGCCCGAGACCUGGAGAUCAACGUCCGUCCAUAACAAGCAUGGCACCCAGGCCAGUCACAAUUGAUCGAUCGGUCCUCUGGCAACACUUUUUUUGGCUUGCCAGACAAAGAAAUAUCUGGUCUCCUUUGGCUGAUGGCAUUCAAGUCCAAGAAGCUGAUUUACCUGUUCUCUUGCCAUGUGACUAUCCCGAAAAUGAUAAAGAAAUCCCGAUCACACGGCGAUGUGGUAAGCCAUUCGCAUAUUCGGCGGAUGCCGACCGAUAUGCUUUGACGCGAGAAUCAUUAGAACAGAUUUGGAAUAAGCCUCGAGUGACAGCAGGAUUUGUUACCAGAUCAAUUUUCUUGGCUUUUUUUGGAUAUCUCAUUCCCAACGGCCACGAUAUGGGGACCGAUCCUUUUGAACCAAAUAAUGCAGACACCGAUCAGCCUUCGGAUGGCAAUGAAUUCUCCCCUGAUAUGUCAGCUGAUACGUCUAAUGGCCCGUCAGAAGAAAACUUUGAUGGUUCGACGCCUUUGUACUCCACAUCAGAGUUCAAUCCUGUCAUGACCUCGCAACAACCCUUGUGGGCCAGCCAACAGCCCUCCUUCUUUGCUAUGAACCUAUUUAUACCAGGAGAGCCCAUAAGAGAGUUGAAGCUGCCAAAUGACCAACACAUCUUGAACAGUUUUUUUGCUGGACUCGAGCGACAUCAUUUUCACAUAUACAUCCCGGGAGAUGACCAACGAGCUCUCCACGCCGACUGGUGUUAUUCGGCAUAUGAACAUAAUUCUAAAUUAUUACUUCAUGCUGAUUUCCUUCCUGAGGGCUGUUUCGAACAACUGGGCUCCACAGCUUUAGGACACACCACCAAUAAAAGGAGAAGGACAGACGGCCUGGUGGAAUUAAAUGCUGCAAGAUCUUGGCUUGAAGAGCAAAUAGCGGAAAUGCACAUAUCUCAUAUUGCGGCUCAGGUUCCUCAUCAGUUCAUGCUGAACGUUGAUGAAACAAUGGAGGAACUAUAA
Messenger RNA from Penicillium cinerascens, 2340 nucleotides. RefSeq lists its product as uncharacterized. The coding region runs from base 1 to 2340 and encodes 779 amino acids. The transcript is spliced from 2 exons. NCBI's taxonomy places the organism in Eukaryota, Fungi, Ascomycota, Eurotiomycetes, Eurotiales, Aspergillaceae. The record is from RefSeq and is a predicted model, not a curated record.